Solenopsis invicta (red fire ant) is the source of this 3257-nucleotide messenger RNA. Its product is annotated as thyrotropin-releasing hormone-degrading ectoenzyme. Gene Ontology annotation, cellular component: cytoplasm. The coding region runs from base 274 to 3144 and encodes 956 amino acids. The transcript is spliced from 15 exons. Gene Ontology annotation, biological process: peptide catabolic process; proteolysis. Lineage: Eukaryota; Metazoa; Arthropoda; Insecta; Hymenoptera; Formicidae. Gene Ontology annotation, molecular function: zinc ion binding; peptide binding; metalloaminopeptidase activity. The record is from RefSeq and is a predicted model, not a curated record.
UGACUCGUUGCAUAACGACUAGACGCGCACUCGUCACGACUGUUCGUGAAAAAAUUUCAGAUAAAUAGUGAUCGACAGUAAAUGUCGGAGUAAAGUACAGAGGAGAGAAAUGGUGUACAAGUGCCUGAUGUAUUUUUGGCGGACGUGUCUGGCCGAACCAUCAGCCCUUGAAUUUUCUGUUUUUCGAACUCAGUAGUCGUUGCCUACCCGCCGUGGUAAUGUUCGUCCGAUUGCUAGAGCUUGCGGGAGCGUAGCAUCCCUUCGCCGACAAACAUGGAGGAUAACUCUAGGCAAGAAACGGCUUACGUUAGGCAUCGUGGAAGACACGUGAGAACGCGAGUCGCGGUGAUGAUACUCAUCUGCGUCAGUUUAAUGAUCAUUUACUGGUUCGUCAGUUCGACCAUGGAAAAUCGGCGGGAUGGUAGACACAAGGGAUCGACCGGUGGGAAGUCUCAUAAAAUGACCGAGUUGAAAAGGCUAUCCGAUCAGGUUUUACCGUUAGAAUACACUUUGAAAAUAUUGCCCAUAUUAGAAGAGAACAAUUUCACGAUGAUAGGCGAUGCGCAGAUCGAGUUCUAUUCCAAAGUACCAACUAAACACAUACGACUUCAUGCCCACAAGCUGCUCAUACAAGACAUCAGUGUAAAGGAAUAUCGUUUGCCGAACGCACCUAAGUUAACGAGCACGUACGUCAUACUAGAUGAGGAUGACUUUAUUGACGUGUUUCUUCUACAUGUAUUGAUAGCGCAGGAGAUUUACAUUUUGCAUAUAAAGUAUACGAUCCAGCUACAUCAGAAACCGAAAGGAUUUUUCAGGAGCCCGUACAUUGAUCGUGAUACAAACGAAACCAGGUGGAUUGCGAUAUCAAACUUCUCGCCAAAUUACGCUCGAACGGCUUACCCAUGCUUCGACGAGCCGUGGAUCAAGACGCCGUUUCGCAUUUCGAUCGGCAGAAAGUCUAACAUGCAAUCGCAUUCGAAUUCAAUACGCAAAUUCACCGAGAAAAUACACGGCAUGCCAGGAUACGUCUGGGACCAUUACGAGAAAACCAACCGGAUGCCCACUUACGUGGUCGCCUUUAUGGUCACCGAUUUUUCGAGUUAUGUCGUUGCCGUCACGGAUCGACCAUCGCAUACGAUCUUUUUCAGGAAGGAGAUCGAGAAUGAUAUAAGAUACAUCGGCGAUCUGAUACCGAAGGUUCUCCGUGUAAUACAGAACCUUACUGGAUUUCCUUACGAAUUAGAUAAAUUGGAUGUGAUUGUGGUCCCUAAAUAUGCAUAUACCGCAAUGGAAAACUGGGGCCUUAUAACAUUUCGAGAAGAUAUCAUCCUUGUAGAGAAAGAUGACAUUGAUUCCAAAGAGAUAUUGGAUAGUGUCGUGGCACACGAAAUCGCCCAUCAAUGGUUCGGUAAUUUGGUAACGCCAAAAUGGUGGGACGAAGUGUGGUUAAAAGAAGGGUUCGCCUCAUUUUUUGGGUUUCUAGCAUUAAAAACGCUAGAGCCUUCAUCCUGGGACUUGCAGACGCAUUUCCUGAUCCAGUGUCAUAACGUGUUUGACAGCGACACCGACGAAGCGGCACACCCGUUACAUAUUGAUCUGAGGAAACUGAGCAAGCUCACCGACGUCUUUGAUUUGACGUCGUACGUCAAGGGUAAUUGCAUGGCGCACAUGAUCUAUCAUUUUCUGGGCGAGCGGCUCUUCCUCUCGUCUGUGCGCCAAUACAUGUGCAUGUACCAGUAUCGUAACGCAGAUCAGGAGGAUCUCUGGAGCGCUUUUCAGGUGAAGCUCGAUGAAGCGAACGGGCUACCGGCUUCCUCAGAGCUUCGCAUGAAGGACGUUAUGCAAACUUGGACGUAUCAGGCCGGCUUCCCUGUCCUGCGCGUCCAACAGAACAGAAAAACCGGUGCAAUCGAGCUUACGCAGGAUCGAUUUUAUCGUUAUGGCCUAAAUAGUACGAGCGAAGAGUUAUGGCACAUCCCGUUGACGUGGACAACCGAAAAUGAACAGCAAUUUAGUAAUACCCUGCCGAAGGCAUGGAUGGUCAAAAAACGCAUGAAAAUUAACGACAUUGCUUUGAGCUGGGCGACUUGCCACAAGCAGUGGAUUUUGUUCAAUAUCAAUCAAACGGCAUUGUAUCGUGUCAACUAUGAUAUAGAAAAUUGGAAACUGCUGACAAAAUCCUUUCGAGCUCUGCCGGAAGUAACCAAAGCGCAGGUGCUGACUGACUCGUUUGCGAUGGCUAACGCUGAACAGCUUGACAAGAGAAUUAUAUGGAAUUUUCUUGAGAAAAUGGAAACCGAAAGUGGAGAAACUUUGUGGAAACUCACAUUGCAAGUAAUGACUACCAUCUACGAUCAAUUUCGGGACUCAAGCUUACUCAAGUUCGUCAUAUGCAAGUUUAUAGAUAAAGUGUAUAGUAAAAUGGCACCGACGAUUUAUAAGAAUCCCCAGCUGUGGACAGACUUCGAGAUCCACUUAAUGAAAUUGGCAUGUUCGGUAGACCAUCAGGCAUGUUUAACAGCGGUUUCUAACUUUGUUCAAGACAUGUUACGAAGCGAAUCGUCGAACUCUUUACCGCAACAAUUUUGUCGUUGGACGUACUGCACAUUCAUGAAAAUCGCCACGAAGGAAGAAUGGCUGGCACUCUUGAAAAGAUACAACGAGUCAACAGUACAUGAUAAGAAAAAUCUCGCAUUCGCAUUGGGAUGUCACCCAAACGCGAGUUUAUUACAAAAAUAUCUAUCCAUGAUAUAUUCACAAAGAAACGUAACGUCUGAUGCAGCAAUAGCUCUAGAAUCCGUUGCGUUAAAUCCAUACGGAUAUCACGUUGCAAUAGAAUUCAUAACUCAACAUUGGAAUAAGUUUAAUACGAACACUACAGAAGGAAAUACUAAUUACUCAAAUGUUACCUUGAUCGAUGUAUUUAACGCCUUCUCAAAUCUUCAUCAAGAAGAGGACAUGGAAUUGCUACUACAACUGAAAGGCAAGAGCGAGAAGUAUGACACCAUAAUAGGAAAGGUUAUUCAUAAAGUCCAGACCAAAGUCGCAUGGUAUAAAAAAGAGAAAAACGAGACAUUGAAGAUACUGGAGGAAAUUUCUAUGAGACAUAUCGAGACAAAAAAUUGCAAAAAGAUAAUGUUGUAAUCUAAAAUUAAAUUCUUACUCAGUUUUUCAUUUAUUAAUAAAAAUAAUUUAACGAAAGAAUAUAUAUUUUUUAUAGGAUCAAAUAAAGGAAACAUUUUUUCCAUAAAGAAAAA